Molecule: messenger RNA, 4135 nt
Organism: Manacus vitellinus (golden-collared manakin)
Lineage: Eukaryota; Metazoa; Chordata; Aves; Passeriformes; Pipridae
Gene: IKZF1
Product: IKAROS family zinc finger 1
Exons: 9
Coding region: 235-1848 (537 amino acids)
Biological process (GO): regulation of transcription by RNA polymerase II
Molecular function (GO): DNA-binding transcription factor activity; RNA polymerase II cis-regulatory region sequence-specific DNA binding
Source: RefSeq, a predicted model, not a curated record
CAGCUGGAGGUUCUCUUUCACCCUGUUCCGCAAAGUUACCCUCUCUGUGAAGGGACGAUUUCGCUCCGUAGUCGUUGUUAAAGAAGAUGUGCAUAGUUAGAAACUGUGUUUGUGAAGAAACGAGUUCCCACUGCAGCAGUCCGUUCUAAGGAAACUUUUAAUUUUGUGCUUGAAGAAACCUGAUUACUACUUGGAUUACUUUUCUACCUUGGUUUAGAAGAUAACUUGAGGAAAAUGGAAACAGAUGAGGCUCAAGAUAUGUCCCAGGUUUCAGGAAAGGAAAGUCCUCCAAUUAGUGAUGUCCCAGAUGAUCCAGAUGAACCUAUGCCUGUGCCAGAGGACCUUUCAACUAGUACUGGAGGACAACAGAGUUCUAAGAGUGACAGAAUCUUGGCUGCAUACGGGGCGGAAGGCUUUAGGGACUUUCAUGCAAUAAUUCCCAAAUCUUUUUCCACUGGUAAUAUUAAAAUAGAGACUCAUAGUGAUGAAGAGAAUGGGCGUGCCUGUGAAAUGAAUGGGGAAGAAUGUGCAGAGGAUUUACGAAUGCUUGAUGCUACAGGAGAGAAAAUGAAUGGCUCACACAAUGGCCCAGGCAGCAAGGCUAUGUCAGGAGUUGGAGGCAUUCGACUUCCUAACGGAAAGCUAAAAUGUGAUAUCUGUGGGAUAAUUUGCAUCGGUCCCAAUGUGCUCAUGGUUCACAAACGAAGCCACACUGGAGAACGCCCUUUCCAGUGCAAUCAGUGCGGAGCCUCCUUUACACAGAAGGGCAACCUUCUGCGCCACAUAAAGUUGCACUCAGGUGAAAAGCCCUUCAAGUGUCACCUGUGUAACUACGCUUGCCGUCGCAGGGAUGCCCUCACGGGACACCUGAGGACUCACUCAGUUGGCAAACCCCAUAAGUGUGGAUACUGUGGUCGCAGUUAUAAGCAGCGCAGCUCUUUGGAAGAACAUAAAGAACGCUGCCAUAACUACCUGCAAACGAUGAAUCUCUCGAGCAGCAUUUAUCCAGUCAUAAAAGAGGAAACUAACCAGAGUGAAAUGGCUGAAGACCUGUGCAAGAUAGGGUCAGAAAGAGCCCUCGUGCUGGAUAGACUAGCAAGUAACGUCGCCAAACGUAAGAGCUCUAUGCCUCAGAAAUUUGUUGGUGAAAAGUGUUUGCCUGACCUUCCAUACGAUGCCACCACCAACUAUGAGAAAGAGAACGAGAUUAUGCAGACGCACGUUAUCGACCAGGCCAUUAAUAAUGCCAUCAGUUACCUGGGGGCAGAGUCCUUGCGUCCCCUUGUCCAGACACCACCAGGGGGUUCUGAGGUGGUGCCUGUCAUCAGCCCCAUGUAUCAGCUCCACAAACCUCUUGGGGACAGUCAGGUUCGCUCCAACCUUCCUCAGGACAGUGCAGUGGAAAACUUAUUGUUGCUUUCCAAAGCCAAAUCUGUCUCCUCCGAACGAGACGCCUCUCCCAGCAACAGCUGCCAAGACUCAACAGAUACCGAGAGCAAUAAUGAGGAGCGCAGUGGUUUGAUCUACCUGACAAACCAUAUAGGUCCCCAUGCAAGAAAUGGCAUCUCUAUAAAAGAAGAAAACAGGCAAUAUGAUGUCUUGAGAGCAGGUACUGACAAUUCCCAGGAUGCUUUCAAAGUGAUCAGCAGCAAUGGGGAGCAAGUGAAAGUUUACAAGUGUGAACACUGUCGAGUCCUUUUCUUGGAUCAUGUGAUGUAUACAAUCCAUAUGGGUUGCCACGGGUUCCGCGAUCCUUUUGAGUGCAACAUGUGUGGCUACCAUAGCCAGGACAGGUAUGAAUUCUCUUCCCACAUAACUCGAGGGGAGCACCGUUUCCACAUGAGUUAGAACUCCUCUGGCACAGAUCUAGCCUCAACAGCUGUGUUACUGGAGCUGCAAGAGCCAUGACAGCAACAAAGCACAAGUCAGCUGGACAGUAAAAGUAACAAGAGAAUCAGAAGUUCAGCAAUUUUUUCUCACAAGAAAAGAGAUUUCGUUUUGGUAGCAUGCAUUGCAACUCAGUUUUCUAAAAUGAGUUUUUACUGAAAAUGUUUGAUCACCAAAAACCUUUAGUAAUGUAAGUAGGAGCUUUUGUAGUCACAUAGCUGAAAGCCUUUCCCUUAACUGAUGCUUCUUGCAAACCUCCCUUGCCAGAACUGUUAACCACGCCAAGGAUGCACCACACGACAAGGACACAACAGGCAGGAGUGGCCAAGCUUUCUCUCUUAACACCCUGAGCAUUGGGCUCUUCUACCAGAUGUAUGUUUUUUGACUUCCUGGUAUUAUUUGACUCUUUCAGGAAGAUUGAACUCAAGAAAAGAAGGAGGGGCCCAUCUCAGAUGAUUCCACGGACAGCUGGGGUGGGAAGGGAGCCCCAGCCAGAAGGUUCUGAGUUGCUUUGGUGGUAAAAAGUAGAACGUUUUCACCUGCAAGGGUGCUACUGGUAUUGACAUCACAACAUGCUUUUUGUGUCACUAGGCAGGUGGGCAGGAAUGUGAAAGAAAGAAGAAACACCCUUGUAAUAUACUCUGUGAAGUAUAAAUUGCAUUUAAUGUAUAGAAAAAGGGUAUUGUUGGCUCUUCAUUGAAUAAAUAUUUUCCCUUCCUAUCCAAUAAAACCCCACUUUUUGUUAAGCAACCCCUCCUCUCUCUGCAUAAACAAGUUACAAUGUAUUUAAUUUUUCUUUCUUUUUAAAGUUUCAGUUAUUUAGAAAAGUAUGAUGUACAGUUGAAAGAAGCACUAGAUAGAUAUAUGUGUGGGGAAAGUCUCCUUAUGCACAUUUUUCAUCUUUUUAAACUGUCUGGAAAAUACCCAAAUAUCCCUCUCUUACAUAUAAAAAAAUCCCGUUUUGCUUGCACAGAAGAUGUCCUCUUGUAGAUUUUGUGGCUUUACUCAUAAGUGUUGAACUUAAUUAUUUUUAAAGCACUCAGAUGAAUUAACCCAGCCAGUCAAAAUUUGCAACCGCCUUCUUUUUUCCUGGCAUUUGCCAUUUCAUGAGGGACCAAGCCCCACAAAGGUGCUGAGAACCUUGACUUCCUAUUCACUUAGUCAUUUCACUACCUGCUUUGAGUUACUUUUACUUCAUGGAACUAAUCUUAAGGUUAAAAAUAUGGUGGGUUUUGCAGAAGGGAGACCAGAGACUGCAGCACUUUGCAGGGUGCAGCAAGGUCCACCAAAAGCUUCCUCCGUGGUGGGUUCUGCUGCAGAUACUCUUAUCUUCAGUUAUAAUCAAAAUUUCUAUGGCAAAUAGAUUUUAACCCCAAACACAGCUGAUAUUUAAAAAUUACUUUUUUUUUAAAGCUGCUACUUAGCUUCCUCUUCCAAAUAUUUCUUUUCUUUCCCUGAACACCCUCGUAAUUUAAGACUGGGCAAAAAAGAAAUUUUUGCAGCUGCAUAAAAAUCUAUCAUCAGUGCUACAAUACUUCCUGGGCAACAUCCAUAAAAAUAACCCAUCUUAGUAACUUAAUGUAUAAAUACUUCCACUCUGAUAAUAGCUGGAUAUUUUGCAAUAAACACAAUCAAAUAACCUACAAGACUAGCAGUUUUGUCAUACAUUUGCACAUUUUCCAUUCAUAAGUGUAUGCAAGUACAUCUGUUUAUUAUAAAAAAGAUUUGAUGGGACCAUGCUUGCAUCUAGGCCAGAGUGGCCUGAUACUUGUAGCUAUAUUUGAUGCACAUUUCCUAUGUACACAUACUAUUACAGGCACACAGAGUUCCCUCUUCUGCUUUCACUUUUGCAGGUGUAAGUCAGGAGCAACAACACUGAAGCUAGAGGAAAGAUACUGAUGAAAUAACGAAUUACAAAUAUAUGCUUCUAUAUGCUAUAUAAGGCAUGCUAUACACGCCUUAGCUUUUCAUGACAGUUCAUGCCAGCUUGCUUCGCCUGACACGUGGGCACAGCAGUGUUCUUACAAUGAAUGUGUCACUGACAGUUCAGCAGCUUUGUCACCAGAUGUGACUGCUGUGUCUGAAUGUCCCCAGACCUGGUGCAUGUACCCACAGCAGUGAGAACACAUCACUAGCACGUUAGGUGGGCUCAUACAUACAGGAUGGCCAAUAAUCUCCCAAAAAUGAGUGAUAUAAACUACAGACCGAAAGGUGAUCCCCUCCAUUCCUACACUAUACCUCGGUUGCC